AUGUCCAUCACCAACUGCACGCUGAUAACAGAAUUCAUUUUACUCGGGCUCACUGAUCGCCCAGAACUGCAGCCUCUCCUCUUUGUACUGUUUCUCAUUGUUUACACCGUCACUGUCUCAGGCAACAUGGGCAUGAUAGUGCUAAUCAGAAUAGACUCUCGUCUUCACACUCCCAUGUACUUCUUCCUCACUAACUUGGCAUUUGUGGAUUUGUGCUACACGUCCACUGCAACCCCUCAGAUGUUGACUAAUUUCUUAUCAGAGAAGAAGACCAUUUCCUUUGUUGGCUGCUUUAUACAGUGUUACCUUUUCAUUGCUCUUCUCCUCACAGAGUUUUAUAUACUGGCAGCCAUGGCCUAUGACCGCUAUGUGGCCAUAUGCAACCCUCUGCACUACAGUGUGAAAAUGUCCAGGCGAGUCUGCAUCUUUUUGGCCCUAUUUCCUUAUGUCUAUGGAUUCUCAGAUGGGCUAUUCCAGGCCAUUCUGACUUUCAGAAUGACCUUCUGCAGAUCCAAUGUCAUCAACCACUUCUACUGUGCUGAUCCCCCACUCAUCAAGCUUUCUUGCUCUGACACUUAUGUCAAAGAACAUGCUAUGCUAAUAUCAGCAGGCUUCAACCUCUCCAGUUCUCUCACCAUAAUCCUCAUGUCUUAUGCCUUCAUUAUUGUUGCCAUUCUCCGGAUCAAGUCAGCAGAGGGAAGGCACAAGGCAUUCUCCACCUGUGGCUCCCACAUGAUGGCUGUCACCUUAUUUUAUGGCACUCUGUUCUGUAUGUAUGUAAGACCCCCAACUGAUAAGACUGUGGAGGAAUCGAAAGUGAUUGCUGUCUUCUACACCUUUGUAAGUCCAGUGCUGAAUCCAUUGAUCUACAGCCUGAGAAACAAAGAUGUAAAACAGGCCUUGAAAUCCAUCCUCAGAAGAAAUACUAUCAUGAUGAGAUAA
Molecule: messenger RNA, 942 nt
Organism: Jaculus jaculus (lesser Egyptian jerboa)
Lineage: Eukaryota; Metazoa; Chordata; Mammalia; Rodentia; Dipodidae
Product: olfactory receptor 5M11
Exons: 1
Coding region: 1-942 (313 amino acids)
Biological process (GO): G protein-coupled receptor signaling pathway; sensory perception of smell
Cellular component (GO): membrane
Molecular function (GO): G protein-coupled receptor activity; olfactory receptor activity; odorant binding
Source: RefSeq, a predicted model, not a curated record